AUGUUUGCUGUGGCCAAAUGUUUAGAUGGGCACAAAGUGGAUAUUGUGACAACUUCUGAUGAACUGGCAAUCCCACAGUCGGAAGCACAUAAAGCAUUCUUUAAAUUGUUUGGUCUAAGUGGGGCACACAACAAGGUAGACAAUUGGAAAGUAGAUAACUGUUAUGGGGCAGAUAUCGUGUAUGGUGCGGUGGAAAACUUUCUAUCGGAUAUUUUACAUCAAGAGUUUUAUAAAUAUAACCGACGAGGGCAACGCAAUCACGACGUUGUGGUUGUAGAUGAAGUAGACAGCAUGUUUAUUGAUGAACAGAAUUCAUCCGUGCAUUUGUGUUCCGGUACACCAGGAAUGAAUCACUUAUUGCCAAUACUGUCAACCAUAAGGGCACAAGUGAACCGUGCGGAACAGUACAUUCGGGAACAAGAUGACCAGUUGUAUUAUAUUAACUAUGAAGCGCAGAAGGAGAGCCAAAACGAUGACGAGUUGGUGAAUGAAUUGUUGCUUGGAGUUGCACAGGAAAAUAUCAAAUUGUAUACAUCUGGAGAAGAAUCGAAUGUGAUUCGGCAGUUGUUGGAACCUGGUCAGAUAUUCAUAGCAAUAAAUAUAGCAGGUCGCGGGGCAGAUGUUCAGCCCUCUUUGAGCGUUGAAAACAAUGGUGGCAUGCAUGUUUGCAUUAGAUUUCCACCAUCAAACGAAAGAGUUCAGAGACAGAAUGUCGGUCGAACCUCGCGCACCGGAAACAAGGGAACCAGUCAGUUUAUUGUUUUGGAUACACAGGGUAGGAGUACCGAACAAAUACGGCAGGCAAGAGAUUUCGUCGAAAAGAAGAAACUUAUGGAAAACCAACGAAGGGUAGAAAAGCUGGUUGCCAACGACAAAGCCUUUCAGCAGUAUUCUACUAUUCUAAACGAUAUCGACUGCGAAUACGACCGUGCAGCUGUUGAAGAGAGGUUGGUAAUUUGGUUAAAAAUGCAACAUGGCGUUUGGGAUGACACCGGUGAAGUCACCAACAGCGAUUUCGCAGCAUUCAAGAAAAGAACACUGGAGGAUAAAGAGAACGGAAAUCUUAUUCAGUACCCGUAUUACUAUGUGUUGAAGGGCAAUAGUUUUCUGAUUAGAGGGGAAUAUAAAAAAGCUAUUGACGAUCAAACAUCAACUGAUUCCCGUCCAAUGGAUCGUGCUCCCGAUUAUGCACAGGAGCAGGCGACUGCAAUUAUGCGUACCAAGAAGAAUUUACGGACAAUGCUAACCAAUCAGUUGAUUGACAUUAUGUGUGGCAUUGUGAAAGAUGGUUUCUAUAAACCUGUUACUGGAUAUGUUGUAGACAAGCGAGAGGACCGCGUUUGGAAAUCCUUUAGCCAUAAAAUCAAUCUUGAAUUAAGUUUAUAUCAAGCACAGAGACGGAUUAUUUUUAGGUCAGAUCCUACAAAGCGUCAUCGUCUUGAUCCAGAUGAAUUGAAGAAUUUAGAUAACGAGAAUACAAGGAUUCAAGCGCAAAACAUUGUUACCAAUCUGAAGAAUGGCGGCAAGGUCGGAAUUGGUGAACUCCCGUAUGCGGCUCAUGCUCUCAGAAGACCAAUAACAGUUUUGGACGAACACGGCAACGUUUUUGUAAAUAUUCGUGCUGGUCAAGAAGGUGAUCCAAUCAAGAAAAUCAAUAUGAUAAAAAUACGUGCGGAUGAAGCUUUGUUACCGGUCAUCACUGAUUUGAGUAAUGAACUUAAAACACGGUUACUAGAAUAUGAACAGUACGAGAAAAAGAGCGGAAGUUCAAAGCACCAACAUAGAGAAUGCAAGCGUGUUUGGCGAUGCUUCUGGAAGACGGAGAUGAUGAUGGGUGCCAUGUGGGUGGAAUUCGACAAUGGAACCCAUUUUCAAGCGCUGACACUGUCAGGACCAAUUGACAGCCCUGUGGAAAAACGUUAUGUCAAGGAUAAAGUGGUUUCACAGUUAAUUCUUUAA
Echinostoma caproni is the source of this 1959-nucleotide messenger RNA. The record is from the annotation of a GenBank genome assembly. Lineage: Eukaryota; Metazoa; Platyhelminthes; Trematoda; Plagiorchiida; Echinostomatidae.